AUGACGGACGGACAGGCACACACGGACGAACAUGCCAGGAAAGUGGGCGUGCAGACCGUUGCGGCCUGCUUCAUGCCCGUGGCGACCAUCGCGGUCAUGCUGCGCUGUUACGUCCGCGCCCGGGUGGUGAGAGCUUUUGGUCUUGACGAUGGGGCGAUGGUAUUUGCAGCGGUAUUUUUCAUGAUGUUCUGUUCAUGUGUGAUUGGAGGGACUCGAUAUGGUACUGGGUAUCAAUUUGAACACCUAGAACCGGAUCAUCGUGCGAUCGCCAUGAAUUAUUGGUGGCUGUGCGAGGUUGCUUACUGCUUUGCUUCGAUUGGAUGCAAGGUGUCAGUGUGCAUUUUCCUGAUGCGGAUCACUGUCAAGCGGACUCAUAUUUGGAUUCUAUACAUGGUCAUGAUUCUCACCGUUCUUGCGGGAUUGGUGUUCUUCUUCCUCAUGCUUCUGCAGUGCAAGCCAGUGUCCUACUUCUGGAAUCGAACAAAAGAGGAUCCCUCUAUUGAGGGCUAUUGCAUCGAUAUCCACAUCAUCGUUAUCAUGACAUACAUUUACAGUGUGUUCGCGGCAAUUUGUGAUUUUACCGUGGGAAUCCUUCCAAUUUUCCUCGUGAAAGACCUGCACAUGAAGAGAAACGCCAAGGUGGCCGUCAUCGGAAUUCUUAGCAUGGCCUGCGUUGCCUCAUCAGCAGUUAUCGUCCGGCUGCCCUUCGUUAAAACAUUCGAGAAUCCUGAUUUCCUCUACGCUACCUACCAAAUCGCCAUCUGGUCCAUCGCCGAAGCUGGCCUCGGAAUCACAGCAGGCAGUCUAGCAACUCUUCGUCCCCUCCUCCGCCACUGGCUCGGCUCCCGCUCUGAUAACUACCCUUCAUCCGGAUUCCCCCGUGCAUCAGGCUCCCGACGCGUCGGUGGUAGUCAACAGAAAGCGAUGCCACUCGGAUCGAUGGACACAAGCAACAGAGGCGAACUGCGACCCGAUAAACUGGCAGUGAUGGUGACGAAUAUUGAGAGUCAGGGGGGUCUUGGAACCACCUGGACGAGAACGUCUAGCAAUAACAGCAGUGAGGAAGGUUUGACCAUUAAUCACUCGCCUCGUCUUCCUCCGGGACCAAAGAUCGAAGUCGGUAUUCAGCACACGUUUGAGGUUACACAUGGUGAUUUCCCCGAGGCAUCUCAUAGAGAUGCUAGUGUGAAAGAACAUGUAUAA
Messenger RNA from Penicillium longicatenatum, 1203 nucleotides. RefSeq lists its product as uncharacterized. Lineage: Eukaryota; Fungi; Ascomycota; Eurotiomycetes; Eurotiales; Aspergillaceae. The record is from RefSeq and is a predicted model, not a curated record. The transcript has 4 exons. Bases 1 to 1203 code for a protein of 400 amino acids.